Molecule: messenger RNA, 849 nt
Organism: Clonostachys byssicola
Lineage: Eukaryota; Fungi; Ascomycota; Sordariomycetes; Hypocreales; Bionectriaceae
Source: the annotation of a GenBank genome assembly
AUGGAAGGACCGCGCAACCGGAAUGCCUACAGCCAAUCCAGGACCAAUGACGGUGAAGGAAAGCCCACCGAAGCGGAGAUCCGGCAGAAACCUUGGAAGUACGUCGGGUAUGAUGGGUAUUCGAAAUUCAUUGCUUCCGAUAGCGACUUCUUUAUUCUAAGGCGCUUCAAUACUCUGAAUAUCAGGAUAGCACUGGCUCUUCAGGACGAUGUGUCGUACUUGGAGGAGGAGCUCACGGCUUUGGAUCAGAAGUAUAGCAUGAAAAACCACAAAGACGUGAAUAAUGGCACUUUCAGAGACGAAAUGAAAGAUCGCGAAGCUAUCGUUCAGCAAAUUACCAGGAAAUUGACAAUAUAUAAUGAGUUCGUCCUUCAGCAGGCGAAAUUGCACCAACUGAACCCUGCUCCGAAACGGAUUGUACAAAGCCUCAAAAUUUGGCAUUACAACCACGAUCAUAAGGCCAUUGCGGAAGAAGAGCAAAGAUAUCUUACCCAUGAUGAUCUCAUCUGCUUAGUCCCAAGGGACAAAACACCACUGCGACGCCUACUUGACAAGUCACAUUGGCUACGCACAUUGGCAGUGUGGGAGAACAAACAUAUCGAGGUGCCAGAGUACGAUAAACAACAGAUAUCCUACUACUCUGACAAGCGGAUGGACCGUUUCACGUCGGCUAUCCUUCUCAUAAUUGGUGUAGUGAUGCUCAUCACACCGAUCUGGAUCCUCGAAGCCCUGAAUGGAAUUCGAUACAAGCUUGCUGUCAUUACUACAUACAUAUUUGUGUUCCUACUUAUUCUAUCUCUUGCGAUGUACACAAAACCUUUCGAAGCUUUAGGCGCCACAGCCGCGUGA